This is a messenger RNA of Akanthomyces muscarius, 477 nucleotides long. RefSeq lists its product as uncharacterized. The coding region runs from base 1 to 477 and encodes 158 amino acids. The record is from RefSeq and is a predicted model, not a curated record. Lineage: Eukaryota; Fungi; Ascomycota; Sordariomycetes; Hypocreales; Cordycipitaceae. The transcript is spliced from 2 exons.
AUGGGUAACGCGAAUAAAGACGUCAUUGACGUGUUGAACGACUUGAUCGAAUACUCAAAAGAUGGCGAGAAAGGAUUUAAGGCAUCUGCGGAGGACAUCAAGAAUCCCGAACUGAAGUCAUACUUUGUCCAACGAGCUCAAGAGUGUGGGACAGCUGCCCUCGACCUUCAGACAGAGGUCCGGCGUCUUGGAGGCGAUCCGGAGACGUCGACUUCUACAACCGGGGAUCUCCAUCGCGGAUGGGUCAAUCUCAAAUCAAUGGUGACGGGCAAGGAUGAGGAGGCAAUUCUCAAUGAGGUAGAGCGUGGCGAGGACCGCGCCCUGAAAGCCUACAAAGAUGCUAGGGACAAGUUGGGCAAGUUGGGCAGGAGCAGCUCUGAUCAGACUUACAUGGCUAUUGAACAGCAGCUGCAAGGGGUUCAGAGAAACCACGACCAGGUCAAGGCGCUGCGUGAUGCGACUUGGGCACGGUCCUAG